AUGGACCCCCUCUCCCUCCUGCAGCUCCCUCGCGCAUCGCGCCCGCCUCUCCCGCUGGCCGCGGCCGCCGCGCCAUUGAGCUCCAGGAGGCUAAACGUAAGCGGCGGCGCGCGCCCCGUGCCGAGGCGGCUGCAACGCCGCGCCGCGCGGCUGUCCGUGUCCGCCGUGGCGACCGAGACGCCGCAGACCGAGCAGGAGCAGCCGUCGCCGUCCGGGAAGGAGCGGUUCGACUGGCUGGACCAGUGGUACCCAUUCGCCCCCGUGUGCGACCUCGACCCGCGCGCGCCGCACGGCAAGACGGUGCUGGGGCUCAGCGUCGUGGCCUGGUACGACCGCGGCGCCGGCGAGUGGCGCGUGUUCGACGACGCCUGCCCGCACCGCCUCGCGCCGUUCUCCGAGGGCCGGAUCGACGACAAGGGCCGCCUCCAGUGCGUCUACCACGGCUGGUGCUUUGACGGCGCCGGCGCCUGCAAGUUCAUCCCCCAGGCACCCGCCCUCGGCCCGCCGGUGCACACGAACCCCAAGGCUUGCGUGGCGUCGUACCCCUGCGUGGUGCAGAACAACAUCCUGUGGUUCUACCCGAGGGCCGACCCCGAGUACAAGGACGUGCUGCAGAGGAAGCAGCCGCCGCUCAUCCCUGAGAUCGACGACCCGGAGUUCGUCACCGUCUAUGGCAUCAGAGACCUCCCUUACGGGUAUGACAUUUUGAUUGAGAACCUUCUGGAUCCUGCCCAUGUCCCGUAUGCACACAAGGGGAUCAUACGCGGCAUCCGCAAGAAGGAAGAUCCUGGAAGAUAUGUCCCUGAUCUAACACGAGUAUCUUCUCUUAUGUUUGGCAUUGCUAAUGAAGUUGUUCUGCCAGUCCAUACAAUUCGUUGGGCUUACUCAGUUGCUGACAAUGCUUGUUGCUUGGCAUGCUGCAUAGCUGAUAGGAGUUGUUUAUUUUUCUUCACAGUUGAGUAUGAUAAAGAGGGUGGCGGUCCAGCCAAGAUGAAGAUCGAGCAGGCAAACAUACAAGGGUUUGUGUCGCCGCAGGAGCGGGGCUACUUCCAGUUCAUCGCGCCCUGCACGUCGUUGGCCGGACCGUUUCCACAAGAGGACAAGAAGAAGAAGGUGCCUCGGGUCAUGCUGGUGUUCUUCUGCAUUCCGGUCGGUCCUGGCAGGAGCAGGGUGAUCUGGGCGUUCCCGAGGAACAUUGGGGUCUGGCUCCACCACAUCACACCACGGUGGCUGUACCACGUUGGCCAGAAUCUUGUAUUGGAUUCAGACAUUUUCCUCCUCCACGUUGAGGAGCGUAAAUUUGCCGCAGCAGGGCUCGAUAACUGGCAGAAAGCUUGCUAUGUGCCAACGUCGGCGGACAGCAUGGUGGUCGCCUUCAGGAACUGGUUCAGAAAAUUCUCCAAGAAUCAGAUCGGCUGGGCAACCCCACAAAUCGAUCAGCUGCCACCAACACCAACCAAGGAUCAGCUCAUGGAGAGGUACUGGUCACACGUGGCGCAGUGCACAAGCUGCAGCGCCGCGCUGAAGGCCAUGAAGGCGCUCGAGGUUGCCCUGCAGGUCGCCUCGGUCGCCAUCGUCGGGUUUCUUGCCGUCACCAAGGGAACGCUGGUCACCUCGACUGUUCAGAGGGCCGCCGUCGUGUCGGCGGCCGUGCUAUGCUUCGCUGCGUCCCGCUGGCUUGCCAACUUCAUCCAGAAGAACUUCUACUUCCAAGAUUACAUCCACGCCUACAAGUGA
Molecule: messenger RNA, 1737 nt
Organism: Miscanthus lutarioriparius
Lineage: Eukaryota; Viridiplantae; Streptophyta; Magnoliopsida; Poales; Poaceae
Source: the annotation of a GenBank genome assembly